Messenger RNA from Grosmannia clavigera kw1407, 261 nucleotides. RefSeq lists its product as uncharacterized. Bases 1 to 261 code for a protein of 86 amino acids. The transcript has a single exon. Lineage: Eukaryota; Fungi; Ascomycota; Sordariomycetes; Ophiostomatales; Ophiostomataceae. The record is from RefSeq and is a predicted model, not a curated record.
AUGGUCGCCUGGUUCUGUCGUGUUGUGCUUGACCUCGUCCAUUCCCAUACGCUGCCACAUGAGAGCCGUGCAGUGACCGAGAGGGGGGUGAUCUUCGUAUCUGGCCUGUACUCUGCAGCCAUUGACCAAUGGAGGAAGCGCGUGCGCGAACCAUUUGCGAGGAACCAGCCUCUGAUGGCUGCGCUUUCGGCACCUGCGCCGGCUCUGUCCAACAGCAGGGCCGAUCUGGCGACGUGGGAGCAUCUUGUCGGGUCGCCCUAA